Messenger RNA from Phragmites australis (common reed), 1686 nucleotides. RefSeq lists its product as uncharacterized. NCBI's taxonomy places the organism in Eukaryota, Viridiplantae, Streptophyta, Magnoliopsida, Poales, Poaceae. The transcript is spliced from 3 exons. The record is from RefSeq and is a predicted model, not a curated record. The coding region runs from base 57 to 1340 and encodes 427 amino acids.
UCUUGUAUCUCUCCCUCCCCCAACUCCGACGCGAGACCGGAUCGCGGCGCAGCAGGAUGGCAGCGCCGCAAGCGUGCGCCUCCUCCGACUCCGAGCUGGAGUUCGCGCGGGCGCGGUGCCGCGCGCUGCACGACCGUCUUGCCGCGUCGCCCGACCUGCCGCGCCAGCCUGCGCUCCGCUCCCUCCUCCGCCUCGUCGCCGCCGAGCUGCGCUUCCUCACCUCGGCCCUGGCCCCGCGGCUCCCGCUCUCCUCCAACCUGCCCCACCUCGCGGCGCUCCACCUCCUCCUCACCCACCCGGCCGUGCAGAGCCCGUCCCGCCUCGCGCCGCUCCCGGGGGUCGACUUCUACUGCGCCUUCCGCGGCCGCCCCGCGUGGGCGCUCGUCUCCGCGAGCAACCCCGCCAGGCUCGCCUGGGUCCCAGGCGGCGGCCUCCGCGCCCGCGUUGCGGCGGUGCUGGCGGCCGCGCGCGGGGCGCCGCCCGCCACCCGCCCCGAGAAGCUGCUCCUCGUCUUCUCCCGCGGCGUCGGCGCGGACAUCGCGCGGGGGCUCGCGGAGGGGUUCGGGGCCGUGGAGACCGACUUGCUCCUGGAGUUCAUCCGCGAGUCCGACGAAGAGGAUGAGGAAGGGUGGGUUGGCGUCGGCUUCCAACCAAGUGAGGAGAUGAGGAGAUUUAGGGCGUUUGAGAUUGAAGUCGUGGAGGGUGGUGUCGAGGUGUUGCCGCCACCGGUGGCCGUAGUGACGGAGGGAAGUGGUGAGGAGGUGCCUUUGGGUUUGGAGGGAGGGUUCGGUGCCUUCGUGGGGAAGAUUAGGACUGAAUCGAGGGAGCUGGUGAAUUUAGACACUACCGCGCUGGUUGCAGUUGUGUCAGGGAUCAGCAAUGGCGGGGUGGGGAAACUGAUGGCUGCACCGGAGGCAGAGACCAGGGCAAGGUUCAAGUGCAACUACAAGUUCGUCAUGGAUCAGGCACAGUCUGAACUGCAGUCCCCCAUACUCCUAGAGUUGGGGAAAGCAGUGCAUGGGAAGCAAUGUAUCAUAUGUGAAACUGUUAACUUGGAGUUCAAAGAAAUUGUUUCGAUGUGCGGUGGGCCUGAGGAGAAAACCAGAGCAAGACUGUUACUGAAACAACUUACGAUUGUCCCAGACAGUCCUUCAGCGCGUAUGAUGGAUCUUCCGACAACAAGGAAGCUAGCGAUGAAGAACAAAAUUGUUUUUGGUACAGGUGACCAUUGGCGUACUCCCACUAUUACUGCCAACAUGGGGUUCGUAAGGGCUGUUUCACAGACUGGUAUGCCUUUGUUGACGAUUGAGCACAGACCUCGCGCACUGAUUGGAUUGUGACAGGCAGAUAGCCAGGCUAUUAGGUGUAGCAGAAAGGAUCCUGAAGUUGUAAUUCUCAAAAUGAAACAAAUCCUGAAGUCGUAGUAAUUUUUGUUGCCUGUUAUUAUUCCUAGAACUAUGAUGUUGUGAUAUCCUAGUUUACUCUAGUCCUGUUUGAUCUGUACAUAAAUGUAUAGCUGGCCCUGUUCCACUGGAGUGUACCUCAGUGAACAACGUUGUCUUCAUUUAUCGUAUAUCUUACUUUCUUCAUACUACCCUAGUAUCUGUAAUUUCGAUCGCCUGAACAAUCAUCACUUCUCAUGAACAAACAAGCCAUAUGACUAUACAUUUUAAUCUUUUUCGGAGA